AUGUCUGACCGGGAGUUUGAUGACUUCGACGGGGACAGUCUGUCCGACACGUCCUGGAUGAUCCCCCGGCUCCCGCCCUACAACAUGGAGGACCAGCUUCUGCCCAUGGAGCGCCGCAGCACCUGUGGCUGCUGGGCCUGGACUUUCCUAGUGGUGGCUAUGAACUCUUUGGUCUUCCUCUUGAACUUCCUCCUCCUCGCCGCCAUCUUCUCCGUGGUCCUCCUGCCCACCAUCGUGGUGGUCUACUUCGGCUUCCAGUGCCACUCUCGGGUGCUCCAUUCCACGGCCUAUUACUGCAAGACCAUCCUGGACGACAACAGCUCCUCCGCCCUGAUCAUCCUUGGCUUCGUCAUCAUGUCUCCCCUCAUCGUCGUGGCCAUGGCCGUCUACUGCAGCCUGGCACGGCGCCUCCGCCUCUUCAUGUGUUUCCAGCCUUGCACCCGGGCCAUCUACAAGGGGGUGAGAUGGCAGUGGUACGAGGAGGGGGGCAUCCGUGGCUGUGCCAAGGCGUGGAAUGCGCAAGUCAAGGCCUGGGUUUAA
This is a messenger RNA of Gekko japonicus, 540 nucleotides long. It is a transcript of the gene TMEM278, whose product is annotated as transmembrane protein 88B. Gene Ontology annotation, molecular function: PDZ domain binding. Lineage: Eukaryota; Metazoa; Chordata; Lepidosauria; Squamata; Gekkonidae. The transcript is spliced from 2 exons. The record is from RefSeq and is a predicted model, not a curated record. Gene Ontology annotation, cellular component: plasma membrane. Bases 1 to 540 code for a protein of 179 amino acids.